GUGAUCCUAUGGGCUGAGGCAACAAUGGGACAGAAUGAAGCCUCCUCCUACAAACCACACAGGUUCUGGGGUGAGUUCGAUUUUACAUUCUACAAUUUCAUGCUCUCUCACUUUUAUCUCUUACCAUCAAGAUUGUGACUUCCCUCCUACCGUUGCCCAUGGAUAUUAUGAACGAACUCAAGCAUUCAGUGUAUUCAGAACUGAGGUGAUAUACAAAUGUGACAAAGGAUACACUCUGGUUGGGGAAGCCAGACUCUCCUGCAGUUCUUCAUGCUGGUCCCCUGCUGCCCCUCAGUGUAAAGCUCUGUGUCCAAAACCAGAAAUAGCCCAUGGAAAGCUGUCCGUGGAUAAAAUUCAAUAUGUUGAACUUGAAAAUGUCAGCAUCCAGUGUGACUCUGGUUUUAAGUUGGUCGGUCCUGAAAGUAUCACUUGCUUAGACAACAGAACGUGGUCCCCCGAUGUGCCCAAGUGUGAGUGGGUGGUCCCUGAAGGCUGUGAAAAUGUCCUCGCAGGAAGAAAGACGAUGCAGUGUCUCCCUAACCCAGAAGAUGUGAAAAUGGCCUUGGAGGUGUAUAAAUUGACUUUGGAAAUUGAACUGCUGGAAAGACAGAUAGAGAGACCAAGGGAUUCUUCUGUGGACUCAGCACCGUAAUUUCUCCCUAAAGAGGGAGACAAAUGUGCUGCCUUCAAUACAACACAGGUCGCUUCAGCUUAGCAACUCUACUGUCCCCUUUGCACCAUCAUUCAUGGUAAUGUCUAGAAAGGAUCGUUUGUUCACAUUUAGUUCUUUGAGACUGCAGAAUGAUUGAUCACCUCCUAGCUCAUCCUUUUGCUUUUUUAGACACAAAGUACACAUUCUUUUCAAGUAAAAAUGUUAUAAAUCAAAUUUAA
Molecule: messenger RNA, 891 nt
Organism: Hyaena hyaena (striped hyena)
Lineage: Eukaryota; Metazoa; Chordata; Mammalia; Carnivora; Hyaenidae
Product: C4b-binding protein alpha chain-like
Exons: 3
Coding region: 35-652 (205 amino acids)
Source: RefSeq, a predicted model, not a curated record